AGUAAACAAGUAGAACCCCCCAAAGCAUAGAUAGGGUCAAAGUAAAGUGAUCAUCUAUCAUGGCUUAUGCAACUGAAGAUAGGCUAAGCAACUCCAUAAAGUUUGGGCCUCUCACUUUGCGGCAUAAAACAAAAAUGUUUCGAGAUCCAAAAGGGAAGGUUUACUACUUUAACAUCACUGCUGAUGGUAAACUCCAAUGCUUUGAAGAUGAGGAGCACACAAAAUUAAAAGAACAGCGAAAAAAAGAGGAUAUCAGUGGUGUUCAACUCCUAGAAAAACAUAAAGAUUUAUGCACUCAAUUCAUAGUGCAAUUCAAUGAGCGGAAAGAAUUUUGGCUAUUGGAGUCUUCAAGUGAAAAAGAGAGAGCAGAAUGGGUACAAGCUUUUACAUCUAUUUCCCAGCCACUACAAUAUCCUUAUCAGCUGCACUACAUUUCCAAACCUGUGCGUUCUGAACAUCUGCACCAGGAGAUGACAGCUAAUGCUCAAUUUACCAACUGUCCUUACCCUAUUGUUGAAAAUCCUUUAUUACCACCAGUGCCAGUUUGUGGAAGGCUUGAUGAUGCAGUGUCGUAUCAUGAUGCCAAACAUAGCGAACCCAGUUUCCUGCAGCCAGAGCUGAUUGAAUCAUUAGAUUCACAUUAUAGCACAAUACAUGAAUUACCAGAUAAUUCAGCCUUAAAAGUUAAUGUGGAGCUAUCUGAUUCAAAGCCAAGCUUGGAAAUGAAAGGGACCAAAAAAAGCUUUGGAAGCAUCAAAGGAGCUCUUAAGAAACGUAUGUCUAUGUCUAAACUUUCAGAAACACCAUUUCAUUCAGCAUCAAUAAAGACCAUCCAAGUCUUAUUGAAUAACACAUCAAUAGAUCCGAAUGCAAAGGAUGACAAUGGUUACACUGCUCUUCACUGGUAUGUCAUAAAGCCUCGUAAGCAUAGACAUGAGCUGCUGAUGCGAUGUUUAGAGAGUGGACGCCACUUUAAUAUUGAUGCAAAAGAAAAUUUUGACAAUACUGCACUACACAUAGCAGCUGAAAGAAAUGACCUUGAAUAUGCAAGAAUUCUUGUUGCAUUUGGGGCGCAAAUGUAUCUGAAGAACAGCCAAGAAAAGUUCCCCUACAUGUUAGCUCCAGCUGAAUCUGAAACAUUCAUGUUUCUGUCUUCCUUUUCAUGCCCUACGAUUGAUGAAAAAAUCUAUUUGAAACCACCAGUACAUGAAAUGAAAAAGCUAAGUGAAGCAAUGCUUAGGGAAAUGAAAAUAGGAGACAUGAUGCAACCUCACUUAAUGUCCACCCUAGUACACUUGAUUGAUGAUGAGAUAAUGAACAUGGAGAGAGCACCUUAUGUUAAAAACAGUGGUCAUCAAGCAUCGGGCCAGGCUUCAGAGUACUAUGCAUUUAAAAAGCAAAGAGAAUAUUUAAACACUUGGAGAGAAACUGGAGGGAAUAGGAUAUUAUUUUUAGAUGGGGGAGGUAUAAGAGGCAUGGUGCAGAUUGAAGUGCUCAUGGAGUUAGAGAGACGAACUGGCUGUAAGGUUGUAGAGCUUUUUGACUGGAUCGUGGGAACUAGUACUGGAGGACUACUGGCAUUAGGCCUAGUAUAUGCUAAGAAAUCCCUUUCAGAAAUGAAGCAGAUAUAUUUUCAAAUUAAAAAUAAAGUUUUUGUGACUGGUUCAAAUAUUGCUAACACUUACAUGAGCAUGAAUUCAAACUCACAAAAUAUGGAGGACAUACUGAAGAAUGAAUUAGGAGAUACUCUAAUGAGCAGUAUUCAAAAGCCAAGGGUUAUGAUCUGUACUGUGAAUAAGGAAUUUGUCCCCUUGAAGGUCCAAUUCUUUAAUAAUUUCAUGACUGAGCAUGAAGACCUCACAAAUGUACCAGUUUGGUAUGCCGCCAGAGCUACCAGUGCAGCUCCAAUAUACUUCACACCUUUACAAAACAAGUACAUUGAUGGCGGAGUUAAGGCAAAUAAUCCAUGCCUGGAAGCAAUGAGAGUGAUCAAAGAAUAUGAUCAGUUCAUGGGUCUAUCAGAGAGGCAUUUCUUAUUAACGGUCUCUAUGGGUACAGGAAUGUAUGCAGACAAAGCAGUGGGAGGAGAUGACUUAGAAAAAGGUCUACCACUAAUUAAGCAUGUGAAGCAUCUAAAACAGCUGGUCAAUUUGUUUAUUCAAGAAUUAGGAAAUGCAGAGUCAAAUGCACAAACAUUUUCCAUUAUGUGCCAAACUGCAAGAACACCCAUUCCUUGUUUUCGAUUUAAUCCCUUACUUGAAGAGGAGGUCUCAUCAAGUGAGAUCAAUGACAAAAAAAUUGUUGAAAUGAUUUUGAAGACAAAAAUUUACUUGGAAAAAGAGGAAACAAAAGAAAAACUAGAUGAUCUUGUGUGCAUUUUCAGACAGAUAGCAAGUCAAAGUUUAUGAGUUGAACUGAAAUGCAAAUUUACCCACUACUCAGUUUACUUGUUAUGGCUGCAUUUUUGUAAAACAAUGAUUAUAAUGACA
This is a messenger RNA of Amphimedon queenslandica, 2489 nucleotides long. Its product is annotated as 85/88 kDa calcium-independent phospholipase A2-like. The record is from RefSeq and is a predicted model, not a curated record. Gene Ontology annotation, biological process: positive regulation of ceramide biosynthetic process; lipid metabolic process. The transcript is spliced from 14 exons. Bases 60 to 2408 code for a protein of 782 amino acids. Gene Ontology annotation, cellular component: mitochondrion. Lineage: Eukaryota; Metazoa; Porifera; Demospongiae; Haplosclerida; Niphatidae. Gene Ontology annotation, molecular function: long-chain fatty acyl-CoA hydrolase activity; protein binding.